CCGAAGAGGCGUGAAUGUUUUGCUAACAGACUAUCGCUAUGCUUUGUGCACAAUCAAAUCGUCGUUUCGCGAGCUUUUGAUUUCUCUGUUAUUUUACGGAUUUUAGGCUGCCAAUCAUUAAAGAUGUUGCUCGUACUUGAAGAUGAGCAUAAGGAGCACCUUAAUUUUCUGGUGUCGGUGAAUGUAGAAGUUGUUCAGGAGUUUUGUCGGAUUGCCAUGGAGUUCAUCCGGAAAGGCAUCAACCACAAAAUGUACCUGAUUGCUGCACAGAAGCUCAAAGUUGAUGCAGAAACAGUCCAGCAUGGUGUUGAGGGACUGAUGUAUCUGAUGUCUGAAAGUGCCAAGUUAAUGGUUACAGAGAUCGACUUUCAAGACUCCAUCUUGACCUUGGGUUUCUCCGAAGAGCUGAAGCAGGAACUGCUGAGAUUGUACCUUGACAACCGCAAGGAGAUUCGAACCAUCCAAUCAGAGAUGGCCAUGGACCUACCUCAUUACCAUAAUCUUGAAUGGCGUCUGGAUGUUGAGCUUGCCAGUCGCUCACUCCACCACCAGACUUCUCCCUCCAUCCUCCUCAAGCUACACACGGAGGAGUCGGGGAGCAAGACCACACAACUCCUGGAGACAGAUCCAUCCAACCUGCUGCACAUGACGCAGUGUCUAGAGAGCGCCCUCGCUGAAGUCAAAAGCCAACAUUGCCGGAGAAUAAUGAGGAAUAUUAAUAAAUGAAACAACCAUGAACGACGGAAAUAACCUUGAAAGAAUUCCAUGACAGUAUAAUAGAUUUUUAUAUGAAUUUUUGGUUUUAUUUUUUUGUAAUGGCAGUGCUGUAUGAUUGUCCCUGCUCACUGCAAAUUUACAGUGCUAUAAAAAAAUACAUAAAAACUUCCAAUUUUCUCCCACAUUAGGUAAACACAGGAUUCAAAAUAUUACUGUUUUCACGAAACCUGAAAAAGAAAGUUCUUAAGACACGAGUGUAUUUUAUUCUUGAUUUUUAACCCAUAUUUGCAUACCAGAUAACGGCGUGUGUUGUCUGUAAUCUUCUUUUAAGUGAUUCCACUAAACACAACUUCAUUAUUCAUCUAAAAUAUUCUAAUUGCCAACUUUAACUAAGGCAAGGCUAACUUGCCAUUAUGCCAUUUUUGUAUACAGAAUUUUGAGCUGUAAUGCACAAAUACUUGCUUUCUAUCACGCACAUAUACCACAAUGCUAAGUGUCAUACAACUGACACUUAAUGGUCUUGCACAUUAAACUGUCUACUGCGUUGACAUGUUUAACACAAGCACUAAUCCUAAACCGUCUAACAUCAACUCGUUAUCUAACCCCCGAUAAAUGGUCAUCGAAUUCAUUGUUGAAUAUUGAUGUAUAUUUGCAAAAAUAAAUUUCAUAAGCAAAACUCUUUUUUUGUGUUUUAUAUUAUGUCAUUAAAUGACUGAAUUUCUAUGAACA
This is a messenger RNA of Patiria miniata (bat star), 1446 nucleotides long. It is a transcript of the gene commd2, whose product is annotated as COMM domain-containing protein 2-like. The transcript is spliced from 5 exons. Bases 124 to 726 code for a protein of 200 amino acids. NCBI's taxonomy places the organism in Eukaryota, Metazoa, Echinodermata, Asteroidea, Valvatida, Asterinidae. The record is from RefSeq and is a predicted model, not a curated record.